This is a messenger RNA of Oryza brachyantha (malo sina), 1819 nucleotides long. RefSeq lists its product as uncharacterized. The transcript is spliced from 5 exons. The record is from RefSeq and is a predicted model, not a curated record. Bases 663 to 1400 code for a protein of 245 amino acids. NCBI's taxonomy places the organism in Eukaryota, Viridiplantae, Streptophyta, Magnoliopsida, Poales, Poaceae.
CUUGAGGAAGGAGAGGAUACCGUGCAAUGGAAACUAACCAAUGAUGGUAUGUACUCGGCUUCAUCAGCUUACUUGGCUUUGUUAGGUCCACGGCUGCUCUCAACAAGUGGUAAAUUGAUCGCCAAUACAAGGGCACCAUCCAGAGUUAAGUUCUUUAUGUGGCUGGCCACCAAAGAACGUUGCCUAACAGCAGAGAACUUGCAGCGAAGAGGCUGGCCGCAUGCAAAUACCUGUUCUCUAUGCGGACAACAGCAAGAGACGUCACGGCACAUUUUUCUCACCUGUCGCUACACGAAGCAGGUGUGGAGAAAGCUGAGAACCUGGAUCAAUGUCGAUGUUCCGAUACCUCAUGAUGAUGAUGAAGACUUGACGGCUUGGUGGUGCAGAGCACGGGCAGUUUUUCGGACGCGCUACAGGGCGGCAUUUGAUUCCCUCUGCCUGCUUACGACUUGGUGCGUGUGGAAAGAACGUAACGCUAGAACUUUCGACUAGGUGGCAUCGACCGUCGACAAGAUUUUCAAUGACAUCAGAUCAGAGGUCAUGAUCUGGAGGGAAGCCGGCAUUUUUAGGGAGGGAGAAGGAUAAGUUUUCUAGCGACUUUGCCCGUGGGGCGUUGACAUUUCGCUUCUGCUCACUAAGAGCGAAUUCAGAUUGUAAGGGCUAUGAUCACACUGCAUGAUGGUGGAUUUUGUUGUGGCCACCUGAAAGGCGAGAGCAUUGCAAUAGUCAAUCAACACAACUCCUUAUGUGCAAAAAUUUGGAAUUUUCAGAAGUGUACAUCUGAUGGUGAUGAAGACCUUGAUUGGAUAAGGCUUGGUAUGUUGCUUCAAGAAACUAGACUUAGGACCACGGAAGCACAAGAUCUUUACACUUCCCUGUUAUCUGGCCGUUUGAAAGGGAUGGACAUAUUAGACCACAGCUCUCUUCUAACAGUGAGGAAAAAGUUUGACAACGUGCUUUUAUUUGACUUUUACACGAAGACACAUUGGACAAAGGAAUAUACACAAGCACAUGAUUCAACAGAAGCCGUCUCAACGGUUAAAGGUGUGCAAGCUCCUGAAUGGCUUGAUGAAGAAUUUAAUUGGCGAUCACAUAGACCUUCAUGGAUUUUUGCGAGAUGCCUAACAGAUCCACCAAACACAUACAGAGGAUUUUCACAAUUUAUAAGACAUCUUAUACAACAUGAGGUUGACUUUUUGUCACCACAGCUGAUAAACGAAAUUUCUUGGCAAGAUCGGGAAAAAGGAGAAAAAGAAGUUGAUCUUGAGUGGCAUAUUAGGAAAGCAUGGCAUAAAGCUUUUCUGAAGCUGCAAAACUUUGUGAGGACUGCAAAGCUUAGUACCACAUCUGGGUACAUAAGCGCUUCUGGUUCAAAGGAUGACACAAUUCCAGUCCAUUGAAAUCUUAAAGUAAACUGAAAAUUUGUGAUAUACAAGGGUUAGUUACUACUAAGAAAAUGGUACACAAUACAAAGAUGCAAAAGGUCGAAGAGUAUAUUGAUAGAAACCAAAACCACUCCUAGUACUUACUGACUGACAAUUAGUCGUGCUCUUGUGCUGUAUAAGCUGCAUGUUUUCUAUUAUUGCUGGCGAUUUUUGUGCAUGCUUUUACCAACCAGUAGCUGAAUUAGUUCCAGGACUACUGUCACAAUAUUCCCUCUGGUCUGUGCGAGCCUGCGUGCCGCAGAACUGCUGAUUUUAUCAUGUGCACCGUACCUGUCUCUUGUGACAAGGGCUGGGCUAAAACUUCAACUCCAGAUGGAAGAUACAAACCGUAUUUUUGUUCAACUCUGCUUGUUCAUAAGAAAAAGACUGUUGUU